AAAACUACCACCUUCGUUAGAGAUAAGUAAAUUAAAUUUAAAAAGAGUAUAAAGUUAAAAAACUAUAUAAAUCAAACCUGACAAAAUGUUUCAUAAACAUUUGAAAACAUUACUGUGCGUAUUGUGGUGCCUCUACAAUCCGGUGAGAUCAGAAGCUCAGGCCAAAGCUCAACUCGAUUUGCCACCUCUAACGAAUACACAGCCAAAUGGUUUCUACAAUGCAUACACAGUGACAACACAACCUCAAGCUCUAGCUGAUUCGGAUAGAGCCCAGAGAUUUGGUCCGCCUUAUUCUGAUGACCAAAAUUCAGAUGAUGGUUCAGAUGAUUUUAGGAAUGGUCAAACUUACGAUGAACGCAUGCGCUAUGGUCUUCGAUCACUACCUUAUCAACAAUACAAUAAUAGCUUCGGUUUAGAUUCUCCAUUUAGUGAUAAAAAUCUCUACAAUAAUCACAAUCAACAACAACUUAAUCAAAACACUUAUAGUGAUCGUUACGGCAACAAUUACAAUCAUCCACAACAACCACAAUUGCCGCAGCAAAGACCACAACCUCAACCGCCCCUCAUUAAUAGCAAUCUAUAUAAUUAUCCCAAUAACAUACUAAAUGAUGGUACUCCCAUACCACCAACCAAUAAUUUUGAUUCUACCACUUAUAAUCCUAAUAAUUUCUUUCCCGAUGAUCGUAAUCGUUUUCAAAAUCCCUUCGAUGGCAAUCAAGAUCGUUUCAAUUUGAAUCAACGUUACGGAGAACGUCAACGUUUUCAACAGGAUCGUCGUUAUCAAAUAGAAUUGGAGAAAUUGCGCAAUUUAUUGGUGGAAACCGAUCAAAAGGGUGCUCAAGAAUGUACCGCCAAUGUAGCGGCACAGUGGAAUUUUGAGACAAAUGUUAAUGAUUUUACACAAACAGAAGCGCUCAAUGCCCAACAACGUUAUGUGGAAUUUCAACGGCUGGUAGCCCAACAAUCACGACUUAUUAACAAAGAACUAAUAUUCGAUCGCAGACUAUAUCGUCAACUUAUGCUGCAAUCAGAAGUGGGGCCAAAUGCUUUGCCGCUGGAAUCCUUAGAUAGAUACAAUCGCCUGAUCAAUGAAAUGUUGUAUAUUUACAAUGGUGCCAGUAUUUGUGCUUACCAGCAACCUUUCCUUUGCAAUUUACGUUAUAUACCCGAUCUUAAGGAAAUCAUGUCCAAGUCCAGAGACUGGGAUGAAUUGCAACACACUUGGGUGGAAUAUCACCGCAAGGCGGGCAGAGAAAUGAGAGAUGGUUAUGAGCAGUUGGUGGAUGUAAUGAAUGAAGUGGCUUUUUCCAAUAAUGUUACUAAUGGCGGUGAAUAUUGGUAUUUAGCUUAUGAAUCGGGUAAUUUCCGUCAAGAUGUCGAUAUAGUUUGGGAACAAAUUAGGCCUCUGUAUGAGGCUUUACAUGCCUAUGUACGUCGUCGUUUACGUGAAUACUAUGGACCCGAAAGAGUUAAUCGUAUAGCUCCCAUACCCUCACACAUAUUGGGUAAUAUGUAUGCUCAAUCGUGGUCGAAUGUUUUGGAUAUUGUUAUACCUUAUCCGGGUAAAAAGUUGAUAGAUGUGACACCUCGUAUGCUGGAGCAAGGUUAUACUCCAUUAUUAAUGUUUCAAUUGGCUGAAGAGUUUUUCACUUCCAUCAAUAUGUCGGCUGUGGGACCAGAAUUUUAUCAAAAUUCUAUUAUAGAACAACCUAUAAACCGCAGAAUUCUUUGUGAACCCUCGGCUUGGGACUUUUGUAAUAGACAUGAUUUCCGGGUGAAAUUGUGUACAGAUAUAAAUCAAAAAAGUUUGAUUAGUGUACAUCAUGAAAUGGCUCAUAUCCAGUACUUUUUGCAAUAUAGGCAUCUGCCCAAGGUCUUUAGAAAUGGAGCAAAUCCUGCUUUCCACCAAGCUAUCGGUGAUGCUAUAGGUUUAUCUGUGGCCACUCCUAAACAUUUCCAAACUUUGGGUUUACUUCAACGCUCCGUGGAUGAGAGUAGUUAUGACAUUAAUUAUCUCUUUACCAUGGCCAUAGAUAAAGUCGCAUUUUUGCCCUUUGCCUUGUCUCUGGACAAUUGGCGCUAUGAUGUGUUUAGUGGAGCGGCGAACAAACAUCGUAUGAAUUGUCAUUAUUGGAAUUUAAGAGAAAAAUAUAGCGGCAUUAAACCUCCGGUUUUGCGUUCCGAAAAAGAUUUCGAUCCUGGUGCAAAAUAUCAUGUACCCGCUAAUAUACCCUACAUAAAGUGA
Lucilia cuprina (Australian sheep blowfly) is the source of this 2245-nucleotide messenger RNA. RefSeq names its product angiotensin-converting enzyme (gene Ance-3). Gene Ontology annotation, cellular component: plasma membrane. Lineage: Eukaryota; Metazoa; Arthropoda; Insecta; Diptera; Calliphoridae. Gene Ontology annotation, molecular function: peptidyl-dipeptidase activity; metallopeptidase activity. The coding region runs from base 86 to 2245 and encodes 719 amino acids. Gene Ontology annotation, biological process: proteolysis. The transcript has 7 exons. The record is from RefSeq and is a predicted model, not a curated record.